Messenger RNA from Parnassius mnemosyne (clouded apollo), 3979 nucleotides. NCBI's taxonomy places the organism in Eukaryota, Metazoa, Arthropoda, Insecta, Lepidoptera, Papilionidae. The record is from the annotation of a GenBank genome assembly.
AUUAUCAACGCGAACGUGUUUACUUAACUAAUCCGUUAUCCCUAUUGCGAAUUAUAAUAUUUUUAAGAGUGUAGUGGUGAAAUUAAUUGGAUUUUAUUAGUGUUAUUUUUAGUUGCAGGCGCACACGAGCAGGCUUAGGUGUGAAGAGACUUCUAAAAUAAGGCUGUAGUACUUCAUUCUUCAAACAUGACGGAAAAUGGAUACGGACCCUCGCAUGUCACUGGACAUAUUGGCAGAAUACCUAACUUCGGCAAAACGCAAGUAAAUCCUAUGGGUAGUGUCGAACCACCAGCAUGUAUUCAAAACGCAAUGAUGACCAAGGAUAAGAAGCCUUUUACUUACACGCCUGGUGGUCUUGAUUUAUCUCAGAUACGCACUCCUAGUAUGGCUAGGAGGCUAGCAAAACAGCGUUCAUUAGAGGAUCAAGAAAAAGCUUACGCACAGCAGCACCAAAUGCAAAAUCUACAAAACCAGUGCCUUUAGGAGAAAGGCCUGAAAUAGUUAUUCCAGAAAAUCCAAUUGGUAUGUUACGAAAAACAAAUAGUCCAUACCAUUGGGAAGCUGAAAAAGCGGAAAUGCAACGAGUGGGACCAGUUCCUAAAUUUGUAGAAAAAGUUCCAAGUCCUUUAACAGUGAAGCUACCACAGCAGCAAAUGAAUCAAACUUAUUCAUCACCUGAUCAAAACACUUUACAAAGGCGAAAUUUCUCGUACAAUAACCAGAAUAAUAAAGCACCUGAAAGUCCUAUUUAUCGCCCUGAGGCGCAAUAUGGCCAUCCAAAAUCAAAUUCCACAAAUGUCAAUGGGUCUCCACAAACUCGAGAAAUGCUCGUAAGACAGGACUCACAAUUCAACAAAAGCCCUCAGCCAUUUACAGGGCAAUCACCUCUUAGUAAUGGCUCACCAUAUUCACCAACACCUAAUAAUAAUUGGAGACAACCCGAAAAGAGAGAUUCUCCGGCUAGCAAAACGAACAGUCCCCUUACUCCGCAAUAUAAUCGUGGUCCGUUUUCACCAAACACCCAACAAGGUUCGCCAAAUUAUUCUAAUCAAUCGCCACCUAUUUACCAUACUCUACCUAGAGUUGGUCAGAGAAACCUAGAUUCCGUUAAUAAUACCAUGCAACAGCAACCAGUACACCAGAGUCCGAAUACUGAGCAAUCAAACUAUCCACCGUGGCGAACGCAAACAAUAAACAGAUACCCACGAGGAGGAGAGAGUCAGCAAAUUGUAAAUAUUCAAAAUCCUAAUCAACAACAAGCUUAUAGUCCUCCAUGGAAAUCAAGUGAUGCUAAUAAUAACAGGACUGAAAAUAGCUACAUUCCGCCUUGGAAGCAAGAAAAUAAAGUAAAUUCUCAAAAAUCGUACAGUCCAUCAAGGUUAAUGAGUCCAGAUAUUAAUAGUAAUAAUGAAACAGCUAAAAACUCUAACGUUCCUUGGAGAAAUCAGGACAAUUCUCAAAAUAGACCAAUACCUUUAACCACGAAUUCACAAGAGCAGCCCCGAUAUCAGUCCACUAUUUCCAUCCCAAUUCAGGGAAACCAAAGAAAACAAAACUCACAACCAGAAUAUAAUAAUCCUUCACAACAAAAAGAAGUUGUAUAUGUUAACCAAGAACCAGUGUUUUACUGCCCUGAAAGCCCUAAAACAAUACCACCGUGGGUAAAGACACAAAAAGAAAAAACCAAGACACCGCCUCCUUCCUGGUGUAACAGACCGUUGGAAGGUAGAAGAAGCUCACCGAGGGAAUUAGUUACGCCACCCAGAGAAUCAAAUCAAGAACCUGAGUGGGUAAAAAAGAGCAGUGAAAUGCAAAGAAGUGUAAGAGAAGUUAUAAGUCCACCAAAAUAUCAGCAGACAGCACAGCCAAAUUGGUCUACACGCCCUUCAGAAAAUCGUAAAAGUUUACCUAAAGAUAAUGGGAUGAAUACUGAAGGAACUAGAAUAAUUCCUAUUCAAAUGGAAGUAUCAACAUCUGAGACUAAAGACCAAAAUAGACAGAGAGAACGUCAGCAACCUCAGUUAAGAAUAGUAAUAGACAUGAAACAAAAUCCUGAUGCUCAAUCCCGUGCCCAGGCUCCUUACUCGCAGCCAACGCAGCGCAUCAUGAGGGUAUUAUCGCCGCAAUUAGUUAGACUUGAUGAUGAAUCUUCACAACAAGAACUUCCAACAUUAAACAGGAAUUUCAGCCAAGACAGUCAUCCCAAAACGCGAAUUAUCCCCAUUCAGAUUGAGAGUACGAAUAGUGGAGCAAACAAAAGCUUCGGUGGGCGGUACUAAAGGAGUUGCUUGCACUGAUCCCAAAGUACACUAUCACAAAAUCAGCCAAGAGGGUCCGCCGCGACAGUCAAGAACAUUUAAAUUAUUGCAGGUUUUAACAGACACGCAAGACUCGGAUGCAAUGCAGAGGAAAGAUAAUAGAAUAGGUUAUACAGACUUUUAGUUUUCAGACAAAAACUUAAUCACAAACAUAAUACACAAAUAUGUAGUCUAAAUUUAUGUCUAAAGCUUUUAUCUGAACAAAUCUCACAGCUUUAGUUUUUUGUAAGCUGUAGUGAUUAGUAACUUUUUCAUUUGUCUGGUAUUUACUUUUAUUUUCAUUUUAAUUUAUUUUCAACAACAUUAUGUGCGAAUAUUAAUUUUGUAAAAGUAUAGUUUAACUUUAAAUUAUAUAAAUUAAAUAAGUUGCAAUUUAAUUGCUUAAUUUAUAUCGGUAUUUAAUAAACAAAGCGCUUAAAGGAUUUCGAAACGCUUUUAAAAAUGGCGCGGGUGAUGUUGCUAAAUAUUUCUACUUAAAUAUAUUUUUUGAUUGGUUUUUUGUAACAUAGAAUUACAGUUAAGGGGAAUCUUAAAAUCUUAUUUUAGUAUUUAAUAAUAAUGUAGCAUGAAUGGAAUCAAUGACGAAAAUACGUGCUUAAUUUUGUGAUGUUAGAUAUUACUAAUGCUCAUAAUUUUAUAAUUAGAUACAGCUAAUAUACCAAAGAAUAGAUUAAUAAAUUAUUUUUUCUAGUGUAGUUAUUUUAUAUUUAAUUAUAUAAUAUUGUUUUCAUAGGAGUAGAGUGUAACACCUGUGAAUAUCUAAUUUAUUUAAUAACUUUGUUAAGUAAAGUAGGUAGAAGUUAAAAAAAUAUUUAAUUAAAUUUGAGUAUGUUUAAUUUCUUAAACCAAAUUAAAGUAGCAGGACGGUUCUCGAUAUUUUAAGCAUAAUAUUGUGCGUCUGCGUCAAGAGAUUUUAUUGCUUCAGUUCUAUGAGUUAUGAUUUUUAAGUAAAUUAAUGUCAUAAACGUAUAAUGGGUAUUUUAAAUGUUAUCAAAAACAAGUAUUUUAUUAUUUUCAUAGUUUGUAUGUAUUUAAUGUAUCGCUGAUUUGUCUUAUCAUAGUAUUUUAUUGUGUUUCAGCUAUAUUUACUAACGGAACGCAUCAUUAUUAAAUUAUAAUGUAUUUAUUCAAUAUCUUAAUAACAUGUAAUAUAAUUAUUUUAUGUAUUUACAAGUUUAUUUCAAAAUUAUUUAUUUACUUUAUUUAGAUAAUUAAUUCUUCAACUAACAUUAUUGUUAUGGCUUUGUUUAUUAAAUAAUGUAACAGAUAAAGUCAAUAAUACUUAUUGUACAUGUUACUUAGGGAUGGGCAAGGGAAAAAUAUAUCGAUAUAUAUCUAAUCGAUAUUUUUAAACAGUAUUGAUAUAUAUCGCGUGAUAAAAUCGAUAUAUCGAUAUCGUCAUCAUUUGCAUGAUGUAAAGAUAAGGUUCAAUUUUUUUUAUACUACUGCCGGUUGGACGACGAAAAAAAAAACUACAACCAACCAUACAUGAAUACUUUCUUACAUCCUUUUGUUGUUACAUGUUUUGUCAUAAUACAACAUUUCAAAAGAUAUCGAAAUGGAUACGAAUUCGAUACUCUAAAAUAAAUAUCAAUAUAUCGAUAUAUCGCGAUUUAAGAUUUCGACGAUAUACAGGGUGGCCCAUAAGUCCCUUGAAAUGU